UUAAUUAGAAAUAAAAGUGAAACGACUUGAGAAAAGUGUCAUACUUACGAAGAAGUGGGAAAAUUGAAGACGUCAAUUGCGGUUGAGUUACCAGAGAUUUCUUUCAGUUAAGUUUUCGCGUGCGAAGAAGUGUUCGCGGGAGAUUCGUUUAUCGAUGGUGCAGUGCGCAUAAUGCGUUAUAUUGGUGCUUUUUAAUUUUUAAACGUUUUAACGAGAAUUACAAAUCAACAAGAUGAUUAAAGCUUAUAAAAGCAUUUGUUCUGUUUCAUUUCAAAUAACACUUGACAUUUUAUUGUUUGAAUGGUUUUUGUGCAUGGUGUAAAAAUUUAUUUUUCAAUGAUGUGAGGAAGUCUUUUCUCGCUAUAUAUAGUGCAAAUAUGACCUUUUAUUUGAUAACAAGUUUAAUUGUCACGAUAAUAACGAAGACAAUCACCGCCAUUACUAGUGAAGGAAAUUUUGAAGUGUUAUCAGAACCCAUUCCCUAUGACAGUCCGAAACCAGUGCCCAUAACCGCAGAAGAUUUAGGUGAAGUUAACCUCGAUAACGAAAACGAAAUAAAUAAUUCUUCAGAAAGCAUUACUAGUCAAGACAGAAUUUCGUACCAUCACAAAAAAGGAUACUAUCCCCACCGUUUCAGCCAUCAUCAUCAUCCGCAUCUUCAUAUUGUACCCUCUCAUCACCAUCAUCACCACCGUUUACCAUAUCAUAAACCACCACGAAAGAAAUAUCGUCGGGGACGCAAGAAACCGUCAUUAAUUCGAAUGCCAUUCGUGAAAAUGCCCUUUAAAAGACAAAAGCCAAUACUACUCUCCGAAGUAUUGCGUAACGGAGGUCGCCUACCUUACGGUAAGAUAAAAACCCCAGGACCCGUAAUCAAAGAUUACAUCGAAGAGGAUGAUUUGGAAACUAGUCCAUUUUCAACUGUAGAUAAUAUAGAAUAUCCGUCGCCGUUUAGCAAAGGUAGGCCGCAAUCGUUCGAAAUCGCCGACGAAAGUCCCGAUGUUUUACCAGUACAACCAAUCGAAGAAGAAGUCAUUUUCCCAGGAAUUCCCAACGUGAAACCAUUCGCUGGAUUGAGUAAACGACCACCUAGUAGUAUAUGGUCAUUAUCGAAGCCAGCAGAGAGCUAUUACGAUAGCGACGGGUCAGCAGAUAGCACCAGAAACAUUCGAUAUCAAAAUAAACCUUUGUAUUUGGAUAAAGAUAUCGCAAGUUUACUACAAAAAAUUAAAUUAGAAGGGUUGAAUGCGGCAGACUCGCAGCCUUCAUCUACAGAGACUGUCGUCGCCCAAGUUCAUAAUAAGGAUAAUAUUACAGAUUUAAAUGCCGCCAUUUCCAAAUUGCUCUUUCCUUUCUUAUCUGAUACGGCCAUAAAACAAAUUCAACUAUACUUCAAAAGUUUACCCAGCGAUAAACACCAUCAAGGGGAUAUCGCAGAAAAUCAAUACAAAGAUACCUCGAAAAAUUCAAACUAUUCUUCGAACCAGUAUUCAGUCACGGAAUCCGUUAAGGAAGAUGACAGCGAUAACUCCACAUACUUCAUAAUGGUAAAAUCUCCUAGUUAUAAAGGCCUAAACAUCACGAAAUUAUUAACUCAACAGUUCAACCAACAAAGAUGGCACGGUAAUAAUAAAACUGAGCAUGCAAAACCAGAACUUGCCUCAAAUACCACUGCUCCAGCUGCUAAAGAAAGUUUAGCACUACAAAAGUACAUCAUGAUGCUGGCCGGAAUCUCGAAAGAUGCCAGUAAUUCCAGUAACAAUGAAAAUUAUUUACCUCGUUUUAAUACGUUCCAAAAACAAGCCAGACAUUUAUGAAAUAUUAUAAGUGUUUCCUAUUGCUUAAAUUAUUAAUGUAAAUGACUAUUUAAUUUCAAUUGUAUAAUGUAUAUAGAAAUAAUUAUUUAAAUACACGUCUUAAUUUGUUUUCAAAA
Messenger RNA from Planococcus citri (citrus mealybug), 1933 nucleotides. RefSeq lists its product as uncharacterized. Lineage: Eukaryota; Metazoa; Arthropoda; Insecta; Hemiptera; Pseudococcidae. The record is from RefSeq and is a predicted model, not a curated record. Bases 378 to 1817 code for a protein of 479 amino acids. The transcript is spliced from 3 exons.